AUGACUCCUCUUGUGGGACCAGGAGCCGCUAUAGGUAAGAACUGGGACGCUAUUGAAGAUACGGAUCAGACAACAGCAAGUGGGGACCAAAGCAAUGGACUUCCUGAAAUUGGAAGCUUUGUGCUUUACAAGAUCGAACCCCCACUGAAAGAAAAGGAAGACUUCGAUGAAUGGUACGAUACAGUGACCAGAAUUCUCGAGGGACACAGUCUUCAUCGGUUAAUCGACAAGAACAUCGAGAGACCAGACACAGAUUCAGAAGACGCUGAGAAAUGGAUGAAGCUUAGCAUACAAGUGAGAGCAUGGCUUCGACACAGCAUUGAUUCAGACGUCGUAAAAGACAUUACUUCGACAGGACAACGUACAAAAUGGGCGGAUGACUUUAUGUAUCAGUGCAAAUUACAAAUGCGGGGUGAAGGACAUGGAGCUCUUGGUGCCGCAAUGUUACGAUUCCUACGAACGAAGAGAGAUGAAUUUUCGACAAACAGCGAGUUUAUUACAGGUCUGAAGUCACGAUACAUCACCGCCAAUGAAUUGAAAGCGGGACUUUCUCCAUAUCUAGCUAUUGUGAUGAUGGUUGAUCAACUACAGGAGAUACCAGAACUCCGUGCAUCGAUCGACAUCAAAGAAAAUGAGCUAAAAACAAUCAAGGACCCAGCAACAACGAUGACAGUCAGUGACUUCUUCACAUAUUGCAAAGAUAUGCUGGACAAGAUCAAGAGGCUAGGUCUAGAUGGGGGUGUUGGAGCAAGCAGUACACGGAGUCAUCAAUCUGGUCAACCAAAGAACCAGAAAAAGACCGAUAACAAUUCCUACAAAAAGGGUAGAUUGAUGAAUGCUCCACCACCAGGAAAACAUGCUAGAGACCAUGUUAAGGAGUGGAAGAACCACAAGACACAGAGAUCAACAAAUGGAGCAUGUUCCUACUGUGGCACAACAGGACAUGACGCUAAAGAUUGCUACCAUUUAACACCAGAGAGUAGGCCUUCCGGUUGGAAACCAAAGCCUGGCCUAUGGUAUUACAAGACAUACAAGGAGUUCAAAGAGGAUAGGAGCCAGCAAUUUACUGGGAAACCUACUGAACGCACCAAACAAGCAAAUUUCGACGCUGUUGCUACCUCAGCUAUAGCAACAGAUGAUGAUUUGGGAUACGAUUUCGGUGAAAUGGCAGUUGCAACUGAUGAUAGGGAGGUUGAUGAAGAAUUCACAAUAGAACAAAGGAAAGGCAUCGUUGGAACAGCUGUUACACUAACAACUACCCGCCAACUUCGAUCAGGCAUUGACUGGAUACUGGAUUCAGGUUCUUCAUGGCAUAUCUGCACCAACAAGAAUCUCUUUGUGACAUACACACCAUACAAAGAAGGGACAGGAUCUGCCUGGGAUACGAGUGAUGGAAAAGGAGCUGUCGCCGAAGGACAUGGAGAUAUUAUCCUUCCAAUCAGAAGACCUAAAGGUGGACGAUGUGAACUUCGAAUUCAUUGUGAAUACAAACCAGGGAACAGAUUCAACCUUCUCGGUCUCUUAAGGGUCAAAAGAGAACAAGGGAUCAGAUGGAACGAUGAAGACAUGCUCCUAACACAGGACAACAAAGCGAUAGGAUACACCUUUAUUGCAAAGGAGGUACCAUUCAUUGAGCUUUUUGAUGAGCCGAAUCCUGUCCAAUACAGGGCUCAGUAUGGAGUUGGAUACAUAGAAGAAUAG
Messenger RNA from Penicillium vulpinum, 1701 nucleotides. RefSeq lists its product as uncharacterized. Gene Ontology annotation, molecular function: nucleic acid binding; zinc ion binding. The transcript has a single exon. Bases 1 to 1701 code for a protein of 566 amino acids. The record is from RefSeq and is a predicted model, not a curated record. Lineage: Eukaryota; Fungi; Ascomycota; Eurotiomycetes; Eurotiales; Aspergillaceae.